GUUCCGUGUGUGUGUUUGUGUUCGCUCCUAUCUGCGUCACAGCUGAACCUUGUCGCUGGUCGGAGGGUGAAGAAGAGACGCGGUGUUUCUUGUGUUUGAUCUUUUCCAGAGAAAUCCUCUAUCAUGGUGAAAGUGACCUUUAACUCAGCUCUCGCCCAAAAGGAGGUGAAGAAGGACAGCGAGACUCUUAUUCCUGAUGACAAGGACCCUGAGGCAUCACAAGUUGUAGGCCGGCCUUCAAGGGCUUGGUGCUGGUGCUUUUACCUGGGAUUGGCCCUCAUACUGUCGGGUGUGGUUGUGGGUGGAGCUUACCUGUACAGGUACUACGUGCUGGAGGAAGGGCAGGUGUUUGUGUGUGGUGUGAAGUACCGUGAGGAGAACUUCAGGAUCCAGGAGGAGAAUGAUUACCUCAUGGAGGAACCUGCAGUGGGCUUGCGUAGGAUCGAUGAGAUUGUGCGAGUGCUGCAAGAUGAGGAGGUUGAGCUUAUCAAUGUCCCAGUGCCCAACUUCAGUGACAGCGACCCUGCCAUCAUCGUGCAUGACUUCAAACGGAGGCUGACUGCGUAUUUAGAUCUGAGUCUGGAUAAAUGCUAUGUGAUUCCCCUGAACAUGUCUGUGGUCAUGCCUCCUCACGACUUAAUGGAUCUGCUGGCCAAGCUCAAGGCUGGCACCUACCUGCCACAGACGUAUCUGGUACAUGAGGAGAUGAUUGUGACAGAGAAGCUGGAUGACAUCGAGCCCCUGGGUUCCUACAUCUACAAAGUGUGCAGAAACAAGGACACAUACAGACUGCAUCGCCGAGACACCAUACUGGGUAUGCAGAAACGUGAAGCUCUGAACUGUCGCAAGAUCCGGCAUUUUGAGAACCUCUUCGUGAUGGAGACCCUGAUCUGUGAGCUGUGAAGCGAAACAGAAAGAAAAGAAGAUAAAUUGAAAAGAGAGAGAGAGAAAGUGUGAAAAAAAAAAGAGAAAGAAAGGGAUUUUAGUUUCAUUUUUAGUUUCGUCACUUUUCUGUUGCACAUAAAAUCAUGUUGUGGGUCAUUUAAUGAUUUGCUUUCAUUUCCAUUAGGCUUUAAACUUCUCUAAUUCUUGUUCAUGUGUAAUGUGUUCUAAAAUUUUGUGUGUGUGGAGAGAGUGCAUGUUUCGUCAGGAUCAUAUUCUUUUUUUUAUUGAUUUGUUCUCUUGGGAUGAUACUAAGUAACACAUUUAAUAUUUUAGAUAUGAAUUAGAAAAAAAUAAACAAUGUAGAAAUCUAUAUUCAAAUAAGUUCAAUGUAUAUUUUCAAAUUCACAGACAUAUUCUGGCAUGAAGGUAAAAAUAAAAGUAAUUUUUAUACCACUGAACCAUGUGGUGCCUGUGGAUUUAACAGCAGAAAAUAUUAAAUUUGAAGUAAAAUUGCUUCUAUAUUUCUUACAUCCUACUAAAGCAUUCAUAACUAGAGAAAAGAAAAAAAUGUGUGUAGAAGAAACACAGUAAGUGUAAUUUAUAUAAUGGCCUUUGUGUAAAAAUAAUAAAGUCUUAAACUGUC
This is a messenger RNA of Neoarius graeffei (lesser salmon catfish), 1528 nucleotides long. RefSeq names its product integral membrane protein 2B-like. Gene Ontology annotation, molecular function: amyloid-beta binding. Gene Ontology annotation, cellular component: plasma membrane; extracellular exosome; Golgi apparatus. The transcript is spliced from 6 exons. Lineage: Eukaryota; Metazoa; Chordata; Actinopteri; Siluriformes; Ariidae. The coding region runs from base 124 to 903 and encodes 259 amino acids. Gene Ontology annotation, biological process: negative regulation of amyloid precursor protein biosynthetic process. The record is from RefSeq and is a predicted model, not a curated record.